AUCGACAUGACUGCGCAUAUAAAAACUGCCGGUACUGAAAAUCUAUAGUUCACGUUACGUGUACUAUAGAUUUUCAGUACUGGCAGUGAAUUACGGAACGCAACCUAAUUGUAGGGAACAGCUGCGGAGUGCGGAGUAGCAAGUAUUAUAAUCUGAAAUUAAAUCGAUUAAUUCUAAUUGUAAAUAAUUAGCCCACGAUUACGUAGAAUAACUUCACGAUCGUUGUAUAACAUAGUAUACGAUUUAAAAAUGCAUUUACACUUUACAUUCAUGUAUCGAUAUAUACAAGAGUAUAUCAAAUUUACAUAUGCAAAUAAAAAGUAUUGUCUUUAAAGUAGAACGAUAUGCAUAUCGUUCGAAUUUCGCAAUUCUCUUCAAUUGACCGCGCUACGCUGCCCUCGCCUAUCAGUAAAUUAUCACUUACAAGCAUAUAUCUGAUAUAUGUAUAUAGUGCAUGUAUAUAUACAUGGACACAUUACAAAUCUCGUUAGUCUUGUUCUUUUAGUUACCGUGAGAUAUCAGUAAAGGUUGAAAGUUGUUUUUAUAUUAAUUUUGUUCUUACAUAAGUAUAUAUGUAAAUUUGUCAACUAAUGGUUUAUUGAUCCAUCACGAAAUUACCAACAAUUCCAAUAGGGUGUUACAUCUAAUUUGUUCUUUAAUUAAGCUAUGAAUGUAUGUGAAGAACAUCUUAACGUAACGAUAGAUGAAAGUGAAAUUAUUAUUGGUGCCAAAGACAUUAUAAAGAGGAUUAGACCAUCCUGGCCUUUGCAACACCUGCAUUUCAAGGUAUUUACUGAUGGAAGAACAAACAAAUUGAUAGGAGUAUGGCAUUCGGAACAUUAUACAGAUAUGGUCCUGAUUAGAAUUUAUGGCAAUAAUUCGGAUUUACUGAUUGACCGAAAAAGCGAAAUAAAAAAUAUCCGGAUAUUAAACAAGGCUGGCUACACUCAUUGCAUUUAUGCUACAUUUAACAAUGGAUUUGCCUAUGAAUUCUUAGAAGGUGAAACUUUGACCACUGAAACAGUAAGGAAUCCAAAAGUAUAUCCAUUAAUUGCGAAACGUAUGGCUGAAAUGCAUAAUCUUGAUUCUGAAAAUGAGUUUAUACCAAAAGAAGCUUUUAUUUGGGAAAAAACGAAGAAAUUUAUGGAAAUUAUGCCUAAAAGAUUUUCCGAUUCCCUCAAGCAAGCAAAGUUUGAAAUGUUGAUACCAUCCUAUGCGAUAUUGGAGAAAGAAUAUCAGAUAUUGAAAAGUACACUUUCCCGAGUGAAUAAUCCCAUAGUGUUUGCUCACAAUGAUCUUCUACUAGGAAAUAUAUUGUACAAUCAAAAACAAUCGAGAGUCGUUUUUAUCGAUUAUGAAUACACUGCACUAAACUAUCAAGCGUUUGAUAUAGCUAAUCACUUUGCGGAAUUCGCCGGUUUUGACGAACCAGAUUAUUCUUUAUAUCCGGAUAAAAAUUUCCAAAAAAUGUGGUUGAAAGAAUAUUUGCAAGUGUAUAACGCGACAACUAACGUGUCCGAAAAAGACGUUGAUGAAUUAUAUUGGCAAGUUACUCAAUUUGCUCCCUUGCCACAUUUUUUUUGGGGCUGUUGGGCUAUUAUCCAAAGCGAGCAUUCAAAUAUUGAGUUUGAUUUUUUGGCAUACGCUGCAAUACGUUUCAACGAAUAUUUUCGAUGGAAAGAAGAAAUCUCUAAGUUGAAAACAGAAUAUGACGAAUGAAACAAUGGCAUGUUUAAAAAAUGCAUAGAAAUAACAUGGCAUUUUCCAAAAUAUGCAUUCCCGUUGAAAUAUUUUGUCUCAAUUGUAUAUGUUGGCAAUUGUAUUAUACAAUGUAUGUAUAUGUAUAUUCUAUUGACAUGCAUAAUGUGUACAUUAUGUAUUCAUAUGUGAUAUUAUCUGUGGAUAACUGUGGCCUAACAUGACCAAUAUUUUAUAUAUUGGUGCUGCUAGUGUGCAAUAUAUGUGUACAAAUAUAUGCAUCUUUAUAUGAAUGCAAUAUAUUAAAAUAAGCAGGAGACAAGAUUGGAAUAAUUUUUAAUUUAAGUUUUCUCUAUACAUAAAAUUUGUCAAAAUACUAAGAUUGUCAAUAUUAAACCAAAUUAUAUUAAUAUUGUACCCUCGAUGAUAAUUCUAACAAUAGGUAAAUGAAAUCGAUUUCAUUAUUAGAUAGUGUUAUCUCUAACAAUGAGUGGCGAGUGACUAAUAUCGAUUUAUGAAGAUAUAUAAAAUUGAUUGAAGAUAACAGGCUUUAGUCGAUGACUUAUUAAAUGGAAAGUAUAGGUACUCUUAUGUAAAAAUCGUA
Molecule: messenger RNA, 2302 nt
Organism: Solenopsis invicta (red fire ant)
Lineage: Eukaryota; Metazoa; Arthropoda; Insecta; Hymenoptera; Formicidae
Gene: eas
Product: ethanolamine kinase 1
Exons: 7
Coding region: 667-1719 (350 amino acids)
Biological process (GO): phosphatidylethanolamine biosynthetic process
Cellular component (GO): cytoplasm
Molecular function (GO): ethanolamine kinase activity
Source: RefSeq, a predicted model, not a curated record